Molecule: messenger RNA, 7699 nt
Organism: Numida meleagris (helmeted guineafowl)
Lineage: Eukaryota; Metazoa; Chordata; Aves; Galliformes; Numididae
Gene: SNTG1
Product: syntrophin gamma 1
Exons: 17
Coding region: 32-1585 (517 amino acids)
Cellular component (GO): dystrophin-associated glycoprotein complex; intracellular anatomical structure
Molecular function (GO): protein binding; structural molecule activity
Source: RefSeq, a predicted model, not a curated record
UAGACAAAUAUCACUUGCUGUGUCAUAGCACAUGGAUUUCAGGACCGCCUGCGAAGAGACAAAGACUGGGAUUUGUUUGCUGCAGGAUGGUAACCAGGAGCCUUUCAAAGUGCGACUGCACUUAGCCAAAGAUAUUUUGAUGAUCCAGGAGCAGGAUGUGAUCUGUGUGUCUGGUGAGCCUUUCUAUUCUGGUGAACGGACAGUAACAAUUAGAAGACAGACUGUAGGAGGAUUUGGAUUAAGUAUAAAGGGUGGAGCAGAACAUAAUAUUCCAGUGGUCAUUUCGAAGAUUUCCAAAGAACAAAGAGCUGAACUUUCAGGUUUGCUCUUUAUAGGAGAUGCAAUUCUGCAGAUUAAUGGAAUUAAUGUGAGAAAAUGCAGGCAUGAAGAAGUGGUUCAGGUCCUUCGCAAUGCGGGGGAAGAAGUGACCCUAACUGUGUCCUUUCUGAAAAGAGCACCUGCUUUUCUCAAACUGCCACUGAAUGAAGAUUGUGCAUGUGCCCCCAGUGACCAGAGCAGUGGCACUUCCUCUCCCCUAUGCGACAGUGGUUUGCAUCUCAACUACCAUCCCAACAACACGGAUACAUUAUCAUGUUCCUCAUGGCCAACAUCCCCAGGACUUAGAUGGGAAAAAAGGUGGUGUGAUCUCCGAUUAAUUCCACUUCUUCAUUCACGAUUUUCCCAGUACCUUCCAGGAUCAGAUUUGUGCAGGCAAUGUGCGUUCCAAGUAAUUGCUGUGGAUGGGGUUUGCAGUGGAAUAAUUCAGUGUCUCUCUGCUGAAGACUGUAUUGACUGGCUACAAGCAAUAGCAAGUAACAUUUCCAACCUCACAAAGCACAAUAUUAAAAAAAUCAACAGGAAUUUCCCCGUAAACCAGCAGAUAGUCUACAUGGGCUGGACGGAAGAACGGGAACAAGACUCCCUUCAGGAUCGAAUGUACACACCAAAGUUUCUAGCACUGAGGGGAUCUUCUCUGUAUAAGUUUAUGGCACCUCCAGUCACAACCUGGGAUUGGACACGAGCUGAGAAAACAUUUUCAGUCUAUGAGAUAAUGUGCAAAAUUUUCAAGGACAGUGAUCUACUGGACCGGCGGAAACAUUGUUUUGGUGUCCAGUCUGAAUCUGGAGAAGAUCUUUACUUUUCCGUGGAAUUAGAGUCUGACCUAGCACUAUGGGAAAAAGCAUUCCAGACAGCAACUUUUUUAGAAGUUGAACGGAUACAGUGCAAGACGUAUGCCUGCGUUUUGGAGAGCCAUCUUAUGGGACUUACCAUUGACUUUAGCACAGGCUUUGUCUGUUUUGAUGCUGCCACAAAGGCUGUACUUUGGAGGUACAAAUUUUCCCAGCUCAAAGGUUCUUCAGAUGAUGGGAAGAGCAAAAUCAAAUUCCUUUUCCAAAACACAGAUACUAAACAAAUUGAAGCAAAGGAGCUGGAGUUUUCCAACCUGUUUGCAGUCCUUCAUUGUAUCCAUUCAUUCUUUGCAGCCAAAGUGGCUUGUUUGGACCCUUUGUACGUAGGCAGUCAAGCCACAGCUUCUGCUGCUCCCACAACUUCUGGUACUAGCAAAUUAAAGUAUACAACUUGAUAUCUCACAUUACAGCACUGCCAUUUAUCAAAAAGACUUAAUGUAUAGAUAUUCGUAAGAUAAAACUUUGGUGAACCAUUUACAUGGAAACCUAUCCUGGAGACAAGACAUCUUGCAGCAUCAGCAGAUGGAUGGUCACGUGGGAUCAUAAACUCAUCUCUGUUCUGCAAGACACCAGUAAAUAAUCCUCGCAGAAUCCCCAGAAUAGGAUGGAUAUGCUUUUAGUAUGAUCUAUUUGUACUUAUUUAGUGCUUUAACCAACACUGGAAGCAAAGGAAUAAAUGAUGCAAAGAGGCACUUCAGUAUUUAAUAAAAUUUUCAAGUUGCUGUAAUAACACACAAAGAGAAUUGUCAUUUUCCUGUUUUCAGAUGUUUUUAUGACAAUAUGCUAAACUCUGAGUAUGAACUUAAUACCCAAUGAUUAUAUUAGAAAUGACUUAAGAGCAAGCAACAAGUAUUUAGUACAUGAUGAUGAGGAGAUGAGCAUGAGAAGACAUUUGUGUAAGUAUCUCUUCAAAUGAGAAAGCACUUUAAGCACUGUUGUAAUCCAUACUUCCUUCCAUACAUGGAGUCAUGCUACUUCUUCUGUUUUGUUCUUUUAUUUUAACAUUAGCAGCAAAGAUAUAGCCAUAUUGACUGACACAGUGCAAGACAAAAACAAAAACCCCGCAACACCACUUCCAUGAGUAAGUUCCUCCUUUUCAAUUAAAAAUAUGUAAUAUUAAUUAUAAUGAAAAGUGAAAUUUUGUAAAAUAGCAUUUCUGCUAUUUACUUCCUCAAUUUUUUAGAGAACUAAGUUCUGUAAACCCGAUAGUCUUUGCUCAUAUGACUUUGAUGUUGAAUUUGCUUCAGACACAAUCCACCUAAUGCAUUGUUUCUGUGAUUAACCUUGAUUUAACAUCAUAAAAAGAACCUCUGUUCCACUCAAGCUCUCAAUAAAAUAGACAUUCGACAUUAUUCUUGAAAAAUGAGUCCAUCCACUGAAUUUGUAGUGAUUUCUUUUUUUAUAUUAUUAGUAAAAGGCAGGAAUAAAAUAAAUAGCCUUUAAUGAUAGAAGAGAUGACAGAAUACAUAAUGUCUUUGUAUAUUAAAAAAUAUUUCAUCACCCAUGAGCCUAACAGAAAUAGUAGUUCCAGGGCCUCAUUUAAUGAUCAAAUCUGAAAGAAUUGCACAUUUAUAACUAAUAACUUAUUAAAAAUAUAGUUUUGAAAAAUAAUUUAAUGUUGUGCUACUACACAUCAAUGAAAAUGGCAAAAUGAUGGGGGUGUGUGUAGGUUAUAGCUGAAAGAGCAAAUAAGGUGAGGUGUUUUGGGUUUUUUUUGCCAGACAUGACAAUGCACAGUUAAUUAUAAUGUGCACAGUUGGUGCACAUUCAGAAUGUGUAGAAUAUUUUAAAUGAUGCUUUCUGGGGUUUCUAAUCAUAAUCAUGAAAUCUACACUUCCUUUUUUUUCCCAUUUCUUAUAAAAGCACAUCUAAGGUAAGAGUUAAGGGUACAAUUUCUCUUGUGCAACUGGAAGGCAAACUAUUUCACAUCCAUUUUUGCAAAUUAAAAGAAGGAAAAUUCAUAAUUGAAGCCAGAGGAAAGCUUUUUUGUAAUGGGAACAAUUCAAAUGUAAAGUGGGGACAAAAGAUAAAGUAACUGUAGGGACAAAUCAUGCAUCUGUCUUUUUGCUUUGCAGUAAAAGUAUUUGGAUUUAUCUGUGUUAGAAAGUGUCCUUGCAAAAUGGGGACUGGAAGUACAGUUGAUUCUAGCUCAAAACAAUCUGAAAACACGUUUUCUGGGAACUCUUUAUCAUUGUCACAGGACUGCCAGUAUGUUCUUCUUAGUAGACCUCCAAGAGUUACAGCAUUAAAGAUUUCAUAAGCAUGUUCCACAUUUAUUUUCCACGCUAAAUACAAUGCUAAAUACAAUGGAAUUGUGUCCAUUUAGUCCAAUGAUUAAAUAUUUUAAGAAGUGCCAUCAAAAUCCAGCAUUUUUAUACUCAUUAUCCUGUUUACAUGAAUCUUCCCUAAGUAGGGGGGUUAGAUCCUAGUCUCUCCAUGACAUGUGAAACUGCCGUGGCUAUUGAGUUUAUUCCUGAGAGAUUACAGGCCCCAAAUGUUUUGAAUGCCAAACUGCAACUUCCUGAGAAAUUUGCUGAUGGUAACUCAGAUGCUCUCCUUGUCAAAAAGGCAUGUACUGGAAAGACAGUUUUGACAGACUACUGGCAAUGCUGAAGCUUUGUAUCCGUUAAUGACAGUUCUCCUCUGUGCUCCCAAAUCAUCUUAUUCUGAUGAGCAUUGCAUUCAGCCACCGAGUAUUGGCAUGUGAAUGCCUCUGUAAGUGCUCUGGUGGUAAUAGAAAAAUCUAAAAUUAAUUAGCCGCCAGUUGAAUGUUUUCCCUUCAGCUAGCUCAGAUGAUGUGCAUAAUUGCACCAUUGAAACCAAGAGUUAUUUAAGGGACAUUGUUUAAUAUGGUUAAGUGAGCAUAACAUUUAUCUGAAACAGCUGAAAGUAUACUAUUGCAAAUUGCUGUAGAUUAAGGGUCGCCGUGAUUUGAAAUAAAUUAUUAAAUAAAUAAAUAAAAGUUGCUCCUUGUGUGGAACUGGUUUCGUGCCAUCACUUUUGGGGCCUGGACUCUACCAGAGUAUUCUAGAGAACUCUCACAUAUUUUGUUUAUAGAAAUGCUGUAUUCAUCAAUGAGAAUUUUUUAACUGGGCAUUUAAUACACAGUAUUUAAGAGGCAAACAAUGAAAAAACCCUGCAAUUUUUGUGUUUGUGUUUUCAAACCCCAUAUUUCAAAGAGCUGAACUUCUGGGGCUUAAUCAAUACUUUUACUUUCAAGAAAAUAGAGGUGACCUUGGGAGAAUAUAGAAUGCUAUGGCUGUGACUACAGGCCAGUGCUGGUUUGCAAAUGUGAGAUUCUGGGGGCCUUUGCACUGACCUCAGAUUAUUCAGAGGUGUCUGCAACCAGGCUUGCCCUCUCAGAGCAAGUAGAACAGAAACUCAGCCUUGAACCAAAGAAGGAAAAUUUUAAACUCUGUGUCAUAACUGAUCAGAAAACAGCAAAGUAUAAUUUUAGUGGCUAUGUUGUUUUUUUUUUAUAAACGUAUAUACAAGCAGAAGAUUCCAAAUUAAAGCAUAGUUAACUUCAUAUGCGUAUGUCAAAAACCAACCUUUAUGUUGCAAGCUGUCAUUUAACAUUUAAAAUACAAUGAAUGCAAAUAUUUUGUAAAAGUCAACAUGGCCCACUGAUUACAAAGAAAAACAGAAAAUUAUAAUGAACUGUCAGCUCUUACUAAAAAUCUGUAUGCAAAUUAAAGCAAAUACUGAAAAAAUACCUACAAGACAACACAGCAAACCUAAACCCCACAAAGUAAAAUGUAAUUUUUCUUUAUGACAUUAUAUUCUUAAAUAAGUUAAAUUAAAAAUUAUAUAUCUUAGUACUGUGCCUAUUGAAGUGAUGUUAUAUAGCAUACCAAAAACAUACACUCCUAUGUAUCACAAAAUGUAUUUGAUUUAAUUUUCCUUGUUUUAUGAUGAAAAUUUUAGAUAACCUAACCUCCACAGAACUAACCGUAUGCUAGGUUAUAGUGUUAUCAUAAUUUUGUUAUGAAUGUGUUGCAGAUUGUAGACACGUUAUUCUAGAUGUCAUCAGUGAAUGAAUAUGGUUCAUUUCCUAUAUCUGUUUAAAAACAGAAUUCCAGAAGGCACUUUUGAAAUAAAGAACAGGCUAUUUUAAAAUAUUGGUCAUUUUAUUUUGUCAGUUAAGUGCAGCAAGAAGUUUGUAAAUUGUAAGCCCGUUAAUUUUGAGAACAAACAAUUAGACGUUUUGGCUGUUUAAACUAAAAAUCAUAAAAAUGUAAAAUAAUAAUAUACAGUAUCAAUAUACUUUGAAAUGAGAUUCCUGAAACAUUUUGUUUUCCAACUUAGUUCUUGAUCCCACAAAAAAUGUAUUUACUUUAUGUGCUCUGACAUUAUCAGAAUAUCUCACAGUGCACAGUGAAACAUGAGUAAGUUGUGGUUACUGCAGCUUAUUACUUUAAAUAUGAUUUCAAUUACACAAUGCCUUAAGAUGUUUCUUACAUCAAGAGAAAUAUUAAAAAGGCUGAAGAUCUCAUGAAUGUACAAUUGCUGCCCUUAAAAAUUCAGCAGCUUUGGUAUAUAUUGUUGUCUAAGUACACUCUAGUAUUCCCUAUGCCAAAAAGAAACAAUUUUCAUUCUGAUAUAGCAAUGCCAAGUCAAAUGUAAAUGUAUUAAUAUUAACCACUCAUCUAUGUACUGCACUUUUAAUUCCCUUACAGAAUCUAGUUGCUGAGAAAGUGUUUUGUCUGGAAAAAAAAAUAAAGCUGAUUGUAACAUGUUAAUCUUUGGGCAAUUUAAAAUGUUCAAAUUUGGGUACAUGAAGCACUCACCCAAGCUCUUUAAAUUUAAAUACCUGUCUUAGACACCUAGGAUAAGACUUGAGGCUCUCAAAACGGCAGGGCAGGGCCCUUUUGAGGUAGGACCAUGACUUAGCAGCUCUUAAGGUAUGUGUCUCCCUAGUUAUGGUAGAGGUGCUGCCACUAUUGUGGUUUCACUUGUAUUAGGAAUGUGCUUUUGAAGCCAGAUUCCUGUGCUCUGCCUGUUACUGUGUUGUUCUUUAUUUGCCAGAGCUGUCUUUAAGCACAUGAACUGGGAUUUUAGGCUGAAACGGAGGUGUGACCAGUGUCACACCUAAUAGUUCCAACUCCUAAUGGGAAUUCAGCUAAUUCUAUCUAAAGCAAGACCAAAACCAGAAUCCCUCUGAAAUGCUAUGGCUGCAGGGUCCUGCUGAGAGCCCUUUCUGCACAGCAGGUGAUGCUCACGUACUGUGGGUUCUGGAAGAACCUCCUUCACUUAUAGAAGGUGGCUGACGGAUGUUCAAGGCAGGUUAGUCUGCACUGCCCUUUUCCCUCACUCCAAAGGGAAACAUUUAAGGUUCCAUCAUGCUGGUCUGCCCUCUCCCUGCUUCAUCUCUCUGCCCGUCUGUCACAAAUACAUACUUUAAAAUUCACUCAGAGGGCUCCAAGAACACUGCCCUGUCCCCUUUGCCCUAUUCAGAUAGCAAAGCUAUCUAUAGCACUCACUCAGCUAAGAAAGGGAGCCUCUAAACCUGUAACACAGGGGACAGUGUUCAAGCAUUAUGGCAAGGGCAUCCAUGUAUCAGAAGAGUGUUGCAAUCUGUGAUCAACAUUCAGAAUAAAUUGAGUAAAGUCAUCUUUGAGCUUAAGCGCUUUCUUGCCUAAGAGGUCUUAAGUGUAAUUUUAGUAUUUUUCCCAGAAUAAGGUCUGUAAUGUCAACAAACUUCUACUUGCUUGGCUCCAUUUUCCCAUUGUCAGGAAUUUUAGUGAGGAUAGCAAUUCAUGUUCUGUUGGAAUCAGAUGGAAAAUCAUAGGGAUACUGAAAUAAGAAAUUUCUAUCUGGAUUCUGUGUAUUAUUACAGUACAUUACAUACUCUGUUAAAAUAUGUUGAACAAUGUAAAAUUAAAUGCAUUCAUUUAGCUAACCUCGUCAGUUUUCAUUGCUAUGAUAGACACACCUCCCAAUUUCAACAACUUUCACUAUGAGAAUCUCAAUUAUAUAUUACAGAAAUGGGUUUAUUAUUGAGUAUAUACUAAUAUAUAAUGCAUAGUGUGUGUGUAUUUGUGUGUGUGUAUAUUAGUAUAUACUAAUGAAAAAUAUUCAGUACAUAUUAAAGAAAGUUCCAUAUUAGGCACAAUUAUAAAACAGAACCAUAAAUCCACGAAGCUUUACAUUAAAAAUCUUAAUCUUAUAAUACUAUAAAGGAAAAUAUGUAUAUUAGUUGAAGAAAUGGCUAUUUUUGCAGGACAUGAACAAUCUGGAUAUAUGAUAAUAAAUUAAUGAACAUUAACUGAUUUACUAUUUCAUACCUCCAGGAAUUUUGAUUUUUUAAUUAUUCUUAUCCUUAAGAAUAUUUGCAAUAUAUGUCAUAAGUUUUAAUUUGUUAUGGGUAAAAAUGACUGAAAAAUGUAAUAGAAAGUGCUAUAUAUUUUAUAAAUAUUAAAAAUUGAAGAAAAAUAUUCAAUUUAUUUAUUUCGUUUUCAGUUACUUUUUUUUGUGGUUGUUUGUAAUAUGUAUUUGUGACAAACAUC